AUGGAAUCGAAGCCGAUCUGGUAUCUCGCGUAUGGAUCCAACAUGAGCCAGGCCUCCAUGGCCAAACGUUCUGUCCAGCCGCUGCGCUGCGCAACCGUUCAGGCGACGACGCACUACCUCACCUUCGACAUAUUCGGCAUCCCUUACUCCGAGCCUUCAUACGCCAGCGUCGAGGCUUUUCCCGCUGACGGACGCUCCUCCGGCGUCGAGCUGGUCUGGGGCACGCAGCGCUUCGCCGUGCCGCCCGUCUGCGGCGUCGCGUACCUGCUGACGCCCGACGACUUCCACCGCCUUCUCGUGACUGAAGGCAGCGGUGUCGUGUACGAAGUCGUUGCCGUACAGGCUCUGCUGCUGGACUUGGGCGAGACGAUCGACGCCGUCACGUUGAAGGCCAAGCACCCGAUACGCCCGAACGGUGCUCCGAGUGCACGAUACCUGGACCUUUUCAUCAGCGGAGCAAAAGGUAAUGGCCUCCCUCAGACGUACGUCGAUUAUCUCGAGUCUCUUCCCCGCUACCAGAAGCCUGCGAGGCCGACUGUGGGAGCACUCAUCUUCGAGUACACGUGGAGGCCGUUCCUGAGACGCGUUGUCCGUCUUACAACGUGGAACGUCGACAGCGAGGGGAACUGCCCCGCAUGGGUUGCCUUCACCUGCGUUUUCCUUUACAAGCUGAUGUGGAAGUAUCAUGACUGCAUCCACCGCUACAUCUGGGGUAGUGGCGACGGAGGGAAGCUCAACUUCGUCCAAAUUCGACAAGAAGCCAUUCGAUGA
Molecule: messenger RNA, 771 nt
Organism: Lasiodiplodia theobromae
Lineage: Eukaryota; Fungi; Ascomycota; Dothideomycetes; Botryosphaeriales; Botryosphaeriaceae
Exons: 2
Coding region: 1-771 (256 amino acids)
Molecular function (GO): gamma-glutamylcyclotransferase activity
Source: RefSeq, a predicted model, not a curated record